UGUGCGAGCUACAUGCUAUGUGGUGGUUACACACCACUUUUUCUUGGAGGAUCUCAUCCAUUUCCACAAGAUGGCAUCGUCACUCGAGAAAUCUAUGGCUCCAAUGGUUAUGUGGCUGAUAGAAGACAGUGCAGUUCCCAAAGAUCAAACCCAAUCCAAGUCAAAGCCUGUCCAGGAAAUUACUACGUCUACAGACUCGUCAAGCCAGCAGUGUCAAUUCCAAAGCCCACAUACUGUGCAGUCGCUUUCAACACUCCCAGUUAUGAUCCCUGCAACAACUACACUUCUUUGGACCAACCCUGGAGAGCCACUAAUUCAACUGGGACUUAUACCUGUGACAAGGACUUUAACUGGAAUGGCUGGUACCGGUUGAUGUAUAAUGGGAUGAACAUCCGUAUGCCAGAAAGCUGUGUUGAUGAGAAUAAAUGUGGUACUAUAACCCCACUGUGGCUGAAUGGAUCUCACCCCCAGAUAGAGGAUGGAAUCGUCACCCGCCUUGUCUGUGGGAGGUCAGGAAGUGACUGCUGCUACUACAGAUCUGCCCCAAUUCGAGUCAGAGCAUGUCCAGGAAACUAUUAUGUCUAUGAGUUUGUCAGGCCAACAUUAUUCUGUAGUGCUCACUGUGCAGAUGUGAGCACCAUAAUGUUGAUCUCUACCACAACCAUGGCAGCCAUUAGUACGAAGCUGAAUACAACCACAGUUACUUUUAAUGAUCCCUGCAACAACUACACUGCUCUGGAUCAACCCUGGAGAGGCACUAAUGAGACUGGACUAAGUAUCUGUGACAGAGACUUCAACUGGAACGGCUGGUAUCGGCUGCUGUAUAACGGGAUGAACAUCCGUAUGCCGGAGAGCUGUGUUAAUCAGUACAGAUGUGGUACUGACAUCACUCUGGGGCUCUGUGGUUCUCAUCCUCAGAUAGGAGAUGGAAUAGUCACACGUGGGGUCUGUAUCAACUCACUGUGGAUCUAUCGGUACUAUUACUACUACUACUACAAUGGCUACAGGGACAGCUUCAUGUCAAUUCGAGUCAAAGCCUGUCCAGGAAACUAUUACGUCUAUGAGUUCGUCAGGCCCAAUUUCUGCAAUGCAGCUUACUGUGCAGAUGUAAACACCAUCACUCCGAGCAUUGCCCCAACAGCGAUAACCGGUACUGCAGUGACAGCAGACAACAUCACUUUUGACCCCUGCAAUACCUCCAGUGUUCUUGAUAAUGACUGGAGAUCCAUCUACAACAGUUACCGUGGGUAA
Pygocentrus nattereri (red-bellied piranha) is the source of this 1251-nucleotide messenger RNA. RefSeq lists its product as uncharacterized. The transcript has 7 exons. Gene Ontology annotation, biological process: neutrophil migration. NCBI's taxonomy places the organism in Eukaryota, Metazoa, Chordata, Actinopteri, Characiformes, Serrasalmidae. The record is from RefSeq and is a predicted model, not a curated record. Gene Ontology annotation, cellular component: apical plasma membrane; cell surface. The coding region runs from base 13 to 1251 and encodes 412 amino acids.